This is a messenger RNA of Sinocyclocheilus anshuiensis, 1015 nucleotides long. RefSeq names its product PHD finger protein 13 (gene phf13). The record is from RefSeq and is a predicted model, not a curated record. Lineage: Eukaryota; Metazoa; Chordata; Actinopteri; Cypriniformes; Cyprinidae. Gene Ontology annotation, cellular component: nucleus. The coding region runs from base 155 to 1015 and encodes 286 amino acids. Gene Ontology annotation, molecular function: chromatin binding. Gene Ontology annotation, biological process: mitotic chromosome condensation. The transcript is spliced from 5 exons.
CUGUCUGUCUGGGUCACAUCUUCAUCACAUUCGGACAUAUAUCAUCACUGUUUUCCAUCUCUCCUGCCACUGUCAUCGCCUGUUUUUCGAUCCAGGAUAAUUAUCUGCCUUUUUACCGUUGCGUGGGUCCACUAUCUGUGUUUCAGCAGCAGAAAUGGACAACAGCUCGACGACUUGUCCAUUUGACACACAGGGCUACAGUUCAACAUUUAAGCGGAAACGGACAGUGGAAGAUUUCAACAAGUUCUGCACUUUUGUGCUCGCAUAUGCCGGUUAUAUUCCUUAUCCACAGGAGGAGGCGCACUUGAGGAACAGCUCUAGUCCUCCCAACAGCACCGGCAGCACUGCAGACAGUGACGGAUGGGAGAACCAGAGGCUGGGCUGCGGCCUCUCGUCUCCGGAUGAGCCCCCACCCAAAAACCGCAAGAGCUUUGCUGGAUACAAGAGACCCGCGAGCGAGGAUUCCGAGCCUCAGAAGCGUCUGAAAUCAGCAGGUCUUCUUCUGGAGGGUCGAACAAAGGCCGAUAAAGUGAAAAAGAAGAAGAAGCUGAGGAAAAGCAAGGAUGAGGAAUUGAGAUCUUUCGCCCCAUUUUCUCCCCCCAGUGCUGAAGGUGAGAUUUCUAAUUAUGGAUGUACCAUCAAAGAAGAACCGGAAGAUUACCUCAGCAUCCCUGUACCCACUGACGGCAUGGGUAGCAACCAGCCUAUGUGCACUGGCACAAGUUCAAAACCUGCCUUGAGUUCACCGGCUACUGCAACGUGCAAAGAGGAGCCUGAUGUUGGCCGUCCUUGCUGGAACGGUUCUAAAAGUUCUAGUACAAAGUCAGAGGAUGUCGAGAAACCUUUAAAACCUGAAGAAGAGGCAGUAGUCUUGAAGGUCGAAGGUUUUUCUGGUAAAAGGACUGUGGUCCGUCAGGGGAAACAGGUGGUGUUUAGAGAUGAGGACGGAUCGGGGGAUGAUGAGGACAUCAUGGUGGAUUCAGGGCUGUUUGUGUGCAAGAAGAAGAACUGCUAA